Molecule: messenger RNA, 5256 nt
Organism: Caretta caretta (loggerhead turtle)
Lineage: Eukaryota; Metazoa; Chordata; Testudines; Cheloniidae
Source: RefSeq, a predicted model, not a curated record
AUGCGUGCAGAUCUUAGCUGUUUAACAAGUUGUUGUGUUCUGCACUCUCACUUUAUAGCUCCUAGUUCACCUCCACAAUCCCUCUCAGUAAAACAGUUGUCGGGUGUCACUGUGAAGUUGUCAUGGAAACAACCACUGGAGCCAAAUGGAAUUAUCCUCUAUUACACAGUUUAUGUCUGGAAUACAAUAUCAAAAAGAAGUGUUAAUGUAACUGAAACAUCACUGAUAUUCACAGACCUAGAAAAUAACAAUGAAUACAAAAUUUAUAUAACAACAAGUACCAGAUUUGGGGAUGGAAACAUAAAAAGUAGCAUUAUAAGCUUCAGAACUUCUGAAGGAGCACCAAGUGAUCCACCAAAAGAUGUCAUGUACAGAAACCUCACUGCAUCAUCAAUAAUGGUUUUCUGGUCCCCUCCUCAAAGGCCUAAUGGGAUUAUACAAUAUUAUUCAGUUUAUUACAAAAAUAAUUCAGGAAUUUUUAUGCAGAAUUUCACCAGACAAGACAUUGACAGUGGUGUUGACAAUAAAUCUCUGUCUGCAGUAUUAGACAAUUUGGCAAAAUGCAGCUACUAUACGGUGUGGUUAACUGCAGACACUGCCUUUGGAAAUGGAAACAAGACCAGUGAGAUAAUGCACGUGUAUACAGAUCAAGAUAUUCCAGAUGGCCCUGUUGAAAGUUUGACAUAUCAAAAUGUUUCUUCAACUGCUAUAAAUGUAAGCUGGCUUCCACCAUCCCAGCCAAAUGGUAUAGUCUUCUUCCUUGUUUCACUAAAUUUAUGGGAUACACAAACAGACAGUGAGCUAUUGUCUCUCAUUACUUACAAUACAAGUGUGCUUUUGGAUAAGCUGGAGAAGUACACAGAUUAUAUUCUGAAAAUCAUUCCAGCAACAGCAAAGGGAUCUUCUAAAAUGCACACUGUGAAACUGCACAUCAAAACUGAAGAAGAUGUCCCUGAAUCUUCACCUGUAAUCAGAACGUAUAAGAAUCUUUCAUCUACCUCAGUUAUGUUGUCCUGGGAUCCUCCUCGCCAACCAAAUGGUAUCAUAAUAAGUUAUGAUUUAAAGUUAUAUGGACCAGAAAGGAAUGAUUCUUGGUCUACCACCAAUAAUUCUAUCAUUCUAGAAGAUCUUUUACCAUUUACACUGUAUAGUAUUUUUGCUGCUGCAAGAACUAUCAGAGGACUUGGUCCAUAUGCUACCUUUAACUUUUACACAGAUGAGUCAGUGCCAUUAGCACCUCCUCAGGAUUUGGCUAUUUUCAACUAUACUGCCUACUCUGUGUGGCUAAAAUGGAGGCCAAGUCCCCAGCCAAAUGGUGCUAUUAAGAGCUAUAGUUUUAAGAUUCAUGAAAACAAGAGUCAAACCAUAUUUUAUCAGAAUGUUUCAGGUUCACACAGUGAUGCAAACCUUUUUGGAUUAGAGCCAUUCAGCACCUAUUUUAUCAGUGUCUGUGCUUUUACAAGAGUUGGAAAUGGCAAUCAGUUCAGUAACAUUGUCCAAUUCACAACAAAAGAAUCAGCUCCAGAUGUUGUCCAGAAUGUUCAGUGUACUGCAACAAGUUGGCAGUCAAUUCUAGUGCACUGGGACCCACCUUCUAGGUCAAAUGGAGUGAUUACACAUUACAUCAUAAUAUUUGAAAGGAAUUCUACAAGCAUUUCUGAUUAUGAUAAGGUGCAUACUUUCAGAGAUCUGCUAUCAAAUAUUUCUUACCAAUUUAAAAUAAAAGCUGCAACAUCUGCUGGUGAAGGAAAAGAACAGAUAUGCAAUGCCAGCACAUUUCCAGAAAAAGUCCCCAGUGCUCCCAGAGACGUUGCUUUUUCCAACAUCCAAUCAACAAGUGUGACUUUGGCAUGGAGAACCCCACAUACUAUCCUUGGCUACUUUCAAAACUACAAGAUUACUACACAGCUGCGGUCCAUCCACUGCAGUGACUGGGAAAACAAUGAAUGUAUUGAAUAUGAGAAGGAUCAAUAUUCCUAUGAAACUGGUGUUGAUGACUAUAUGGAGGAGAUAGUACGUGAACUAAAAAAAUUCAGAUGGUAUAGGUUUAAAGUUGCUGCUAGUACAAAUGCUGGUUAUGGCAACACUUCGCCUUGGAUUUCUACACAAACUCUGCCUGGCUCUCCAGAUGGUCCACCAGAAAAUGUAACUGUAGUAGUUACAUCUCCUCACAGUAUUAACAUCAGUUGGAGUGAACCGGACAUUAUUACUGGACCAACAUUCUACCUCAUAGACGUUACCUCAGUAGAUAGUGACGAUUAUAAAGCUUCAUUUCUCAAGACAAAUUACGAGGGUAAAACCCUGGAAAUUUCAGAUUUAAAAUCAUUCACAAGAUAUUCUGUAGUAGUCACCGCUUUUACAGGAGAUGUAAGUGCUGCACGUAUUGAAGGCAAGUCUAGUACUUCCGUAAUUGUCUCCACAUUUGAGGCAGUGCCUAAAGACCCACCUAACAACGUAACAUUUCAGAAGAUACCAGAUGAAGUAACAAAAUUCCAAGUGAUGUUUGUGCCACCAUCUGAACCCAAUGGAAAUAUUCAAGUAUAUCAAGCCAUGAUUUACAAAGAAGAUGACCCUGCAGUUGUCCAGAUUCAUAAUCUAAGUGUCAUUGACAAAACAAAUAAAUCGGUCACUGCAGUGAUAGAGGGGCUAAAAGGAGGACAUACGUAUAACGUCACUGUGUAUGCAAUAAAUGGUGCUGGUGCAGGGCCAAAAAUCCAACUAAAAAUAACUAUGGAUAUUAAAGAGCCACCAAGACCUAAUAAGAAACCAACACCAGUUUUUGAUACUAGUGGGAUGCUACUUGUUACUGCUACAACAAUUACUAUCAGAAUGCCAGUAUGCUACUAUAAUGAUGAUCAUGGACCUAUCAAGAAAAUACAAGUUCUUGUUGCAGAAGCAGGAGUUCAGCAUGAUGGAAAUGUUACUAAGUGGUAUGAUGCCUACUUCAAAAAACCAAGGCCAUAUUUUACAAAUGAAGGCUUUCCAAACCCACCCUGUACAGAAGGAAAGGAAGUACUGAGUGGCAAAGAAGAUAUGUAUGUUAUAGGUGCUGAUACUACAUGCAUGAUACCUGGGAGUGAAGAUAAAAUCUGCAACGGCCCCCUAAAACCAAGAAAGCAGUACUUAUUUAAGUUCAGAGCAACAAAUGUUAAAGGCCAGUUUACAGAUUCAGACUAUUCUGACCCUGUCAAAACUUUAGGUGAGGGACUGUCAGAAAGAGCUGUAGAAAUAAUACUUGCAGUCACUUUGUGUAUACUUUCCAUAAUUCUUCUUGUGGUGGCAAUCUAUGCUUUUGCAAGAAUCCGACAAAAGCAAAAAGAGGGAGGCACCUACUCCCCACGGGAUGCAGAAAUUAUUGACACUAAAUUCAAGCUGGAUCAGUUGAUCACAGUGGCAAACCUGGAACUGAAGGAUGAGAGAUUUACUCGAUACUCCUCAUUUUUCUUUAGACGCAAGGAGAUAUUUGUCAUCCAGUUACUUAGUUAUAGAAAAUCCAUCAAGCCAAUAAGCAAGAAAUCCUUCCUACAACAUGUUGAAGAACUUUGCACAGAUAACAACCUAAAGUUUCAAGAAGAAUUUUCGGAACUUCCCAAGUUUCUUCAAGACCUUGCUUCAACUGAUGCUGAUCUGCCUUGGAACAGGUCUAAGAAUCGCUUUCCAAACAUAAAGCCAUAUAAUAACAACAGAGUAAAGCUGAUAGCUGAUGCUGGCAUUCCAGGAUCUGAUUACAUCAAUGCCAGCUAUGUGUCUGGCUACUUGUGUCCAAAUGAGUUUAUUGCUACUCAGGGACCAUUACCAGGAACAGUGGGUGAUUUCUGGAGAAUGGUGUGGGAGACUAGAGCAAAAACACUCGUGAUGCUUACGCAAUGUUUUGAAAAAGGACGGGUAAGAUGUCACCAGUACUGGCCAGAAGACAACAAACCAGUGACUGUGUUUGGAGAUAUAGUGAUUACCAAAUUAGUGGAAGAUAUUCACAUAGACUGGACUAUCAGGGAUCUAAAAAUUGAAAGGCAUGGGGAUUGUAUGAUGGUACGUCAGUGUAACUUUACUGCCUGGCCUGAACAUGGGGUCCCUGAAACUACAGCACCAUUAAUCCAUUUUGUCAAGCUGAUCCGUGCAAGUCGAGCACAUGAUAACACACCUAUGAUUGUUCACUGCAGCGCUGGGGUUGGAAGAACAGGGGUUUAUAUUGCACUAGAUCACUUAACACAGCAUAUAAAUUAUCAUGAUUUUGUGGACAUCUAUGGACUUGUAGCCGAGCUGAGAAGUGAGAGAAUGUGUAUGGUACAGAACCUGGCACAAUAUAUUUUUUUGCAUCAGUGUGUUUUGGACCUAUUGACAAGCAAGGGAAGCAGUCAAUCCAUAUGUUUUGUAAAUUAUUCAGCACUGCAAAAGAUGGACUCUUUGGAUGCCAUGGAAGGUGAUGUGGAACUUGAAUGGGAAGAAACUACCAUGUAAAUAUUUAAAACAAAGAUUAUUAGGUCUUGAAAACCAAAUGGUAUUUUUCUAAACUCAGGGGCCAAAACAACUCCCCUUCUUAUAAUGAAUUAAAAACAAUCAUUUUUUUAAACGUUGAAAUGAUUCCUUUUCUAUCAAUGUGCCUUCAUAAAUGUGAUAAAUUAUUUUAUGCAAAUCACUAGGCAAUAAAGAUCAGCAAUACUUUUGCCCAGAUUGCAGUUCUGUUGUUAUAUAAAUAACUCAGUAUGUAUUUAAAUUGAAAGUGUGCUCUCAACAAAUGCCCCUUUUUCCCAGUUAUCUUGUAAAAGCUUAAAAAUGAGCCAAAUGUGAAGGAAAAUGUUCAUAUUCCUAGCGUGCAUAAUUCAGUGUGAAUUUGCUGUAUUCUUUUGUUUGUUUUUGAGUAAAAGCUUGAAUUCUUUGACUCAGUAAUGUUAGUUUGGCCUCCAGGGUGUUGACAAUUCUUGUGGAUUACUUCCAAUACUGUCACAAUGAUCUUUACCUAAAUGUAUGUUCUUGUGUUUUAAAUCUGCUGUUUUACGAGUGCUAGGAUAUCAUCUCAUGAUCCUGAACAGCUGAAGAGUCACCCCCUGACACUGCGAGGAUUAUUCAGCUUUUACACAGCACACAGUAGCUCUUCAGGGAUACUUGGAGCUAUUUAAGCUAACUUGUGAUCACCCGGUUGUUGUUGUUAAAUGUUGCUAGUGAUUGCACAUGCUUGAUGAUGAAGAAAGGAUCUCACAUUCCUGCUACUUUUGUAAAACUGAAAGGAAAAGAAAAUAAAGUUUUAAAUUUAUUACA